AUGUGUACGGAAGUACUUUCCGUACAACAGUCAGCAAAAAACCACGAAAAGUCUUCGGAAUCUGACGUGUACGCGCUCGGGAUGACAGUUUGGCAGAUUUACGAACGCUUACAACCGUUCAGUAUCAUGCCCGAGGCUGCGAUAGUGAGCCAGGUGCUCGGUGGGGAGCGCCCGAAAUAUAACCACACGCCGCCUUCGGUGAAGAAGAUCAUCUCCUCGUGCUGGGCGAAAGAUCCGAAAGAUAGGCCGCCUUCGGAUCAGAUCGCAUGCGCUCUGAGUCAUGUGUACGAGUUGCUCGAGCGAAGUCUUAACUCUUCCUAUGCCUACGUAAAACAUAAAUUCGCUCAAGACGAUCUAAAAAUGGAUCCUCUUGACUUUUGGAAAGAAAAAGGGAAACAAUGGCCCUUGUUACGUGAGGUAGCUAAGACAAUACUGGCGAUACCGGCGUCGAGCGCAGGAUCGGAACGAUCGUUUUCGACAAUGGGUCGAUUACUCUCAAAUAACCGCACGACGAUGCUUCACGACAAGGUCAACAAGUUAAUUGUCUUAAAUAAGCACCCCGAUUUGUUUAACCAAGACACGUUAGGUGAAAACGUCAGUGAGGAGGAGUGCCUUCAGGUGGACGAAGAAGACUCCGAAGAUGAGUUCGAGCAUGAGUUCGACGACGGGUGGUCGCUCAUCGCUGACGCAGCAUAG
Messenger RNA from Micromonas pusilla CCMP1545, 696 nucleotides. RefSeq lists its product as uncharacterized. The transcript has 2 exons. The coding region runs from base 1 to 696 and encodes 231 amino acids. Lineage: Eukaryota; Viridiplantae; Chlorophyta; Mamiellophyceae; Mamiellales; Mamiellaceae. The record is from RefSeq and is a predicted model, not a curated record. Gene Ontology annotation, cellular component: cytoplasm. Gene Ontology annotation, molecular function: ATP binding; protein dimerization activity; protein kinase activity. Gene Ontology annotation, biological process: protein phosphorylation; signal transduction.